GAAGUCUUCGAAUCUGUAGCAUUGCAAUCAUACAAAGAAGACCACCAUGAAGAACCCUCUUGUUUCUUCAACUUUGUGCCUCUUGUUGCCUGCGUUUGGCUCUCGGGCGGCUGCUACGUGUCUGCAUGAUGAUUCGUUGGAAGCACGCCGCUUGGGAAGCUGCGACGGAUUCAGCGUCGGGCCCCUUUCGGGAGGAACCUUGUUUCAGCAGCUGAGUCAGGGAGGCUUGAAUAUUCCGGAUCAGGCAUCAUACAGUUGCACUUUGACCUGUGAUAGUGGUGGUGGAACCACCAACUUCUACCUUGUCUUUGGCUCCAGCGGCUCGCCAUCUUCCACCAAUGCCAAUGUGAAAAGUGAAGGCUCUUGCAAUGCCGUGGUUACUGGAACGAACCCCAAUGGUGACGUGACGUAUGUAAGAUACACCCUCAGUAUCACGGGAGGAUAUUCCAAUUUUAUGAUUUCUUGCACCUGCGACAGUGGCAGCAGUGAUGGCGAUGACGACAAUGAUGGACCGCCGGGUGGGGCUGAUUUGCAUGUAUGUCCCAGUCCGGAAGUCGACUGA
Seminavis robusta is the source of this 562-nucleotide messenger RNA. NCBI's taxonomy places the organism in Eukaryota, Bacillariophyta, Bacillariophyceae, Naviculales, Naviculaceae. The record is from the annotation of a GenBank genome assembly.